UUCCAGUGGGCAUAGGUGCUACUUAGAUAUCUGCACAUUGGUCUAGCCUGCAGCACUCCUGGUUUUCACCCGUCCACCCACUCUGCCAGUGCACAUCUGUUACAACCUGCAGCAUUACAAAUCCUGCUAUUUCAGCCUCAGGCCCCUUCCAGGCAGCCACCACCACACUCCCUGGUGUAGUAGCUCAGUGGUGUGUGCAUCCUCUAGGGCUCUGAUUAACUCACUGGACAGUGCUUGCUGGGGCUUUGAACACAGGUGUGAAAUGUGGGGUUGUAGGCAGUAGGUGUAAUUGCCCUGCCUGUUGAGAGCCCCUGCAGAACCAGGUAUCCAAACUGGUGCAGCCUAAAGCCACUGGCUCAGAUUGCGAAGAAACAAAGUCCUCUGCUUUCUGGAACUGUAUCACCGUCCUUGUGCCUUCCCAUUUCAGUAGCACCUGGGUCUCUGUUCCCAGCCAGCGGUGGUGUGGAGGACACAUCAAUAUCAGCCAUUCAUGUGUACCAGGGUGAUAUUUCCUCCAGUCACCCUUGGCGGCACAGUCCUCGCAUCAUCAAUACAGGAGCGCUUGAGGACACCUCAAGGUCUGAGAAACCUGCUGACAGGGCUGGUUUCCAGCUGCCUCUCACUGCUCAUAGGGCCCUGCACAAAGCAGAGUGCUACAACCAGGCACCGACCUGCUGCCGACAGCCCUGGGCACUGCAGUAACUUGUGGACCUGAUCCCAAGCCCCAUUGCCUGGGGAUGUGUACUGCCACCUCCCCGGAGAAACAAGCUGAGUGCCCCACAGGCUUUGAGAUGGAUGAGCUGCCACAUCACCAGAACAUGCAGCGCGGUGUCACUUGGCUGCAAGCUCAGUGCAUUAUGAAAUAGGAGCCUGUAGAACAUGCAUAUCCAAGGUGCCUCUCCCUGAAGUACUGGGAACUAAAGAGCCAAUUAAGGAUUCUUCCACACAAUGUAAAUCAUCAUCCAGUAUGAAGUGUCUGGCGAGGAGCACCUCUACUCCGAUUUCCCUGAGAUUGAUUUGUCCCAGUUGGACGCUGGUGAUUUUGACUCUGCCAGCUGCUUCAGCGAGCUGCAAUGGUGCGCCGAGCACUCCGAGACCGAGUCCAGCCAGUACAGCACAGAUGACUCUGAGCUCUUACAGAUAAUAGACAGCGAGAAUGAAGCGCUGCUGGCAGCUCUCACCGAGACACUGGAUGAUAUACAGGAAGAUGACAUAGGCCUGGCUGCCUUCCGAACUAUGGAAGAGGGGGAUGCGCCCACCCACACCUCCACCUCGCCCACCUCUUCCCCCAAACCCACCGCCCUGGUCGUGGGGGGGCCGCCUCCGGCCCCAGAGGUUGAUGAGCUGUCUCUACUGAAGAAAUUACUUCUUUCUCCAUCCCACGUGCCUCCAAGCUGUGAGGCUCAGAGAGAUGGGAGUGCACGACGUCAUGGGACCCCCAAAUCAAGACCUCAGCGACCAUGCACUAAGGUGGAGGGUCUCCGGGACAGAAAGUCAAGGUUUCUCCAGGCUCAGAGCCGGAGCUGCACAGAGCUGCACAGGCACCUCACCUCCACCACACACUGCCCACAGACCAAAGCCACCUGGCCACCAGACACAUGCCAAGGCAGCAGUGUCAGCAGCGUACCCCAGAAUCCCUAUGUCCACAAUGAAGAUGACAGUGACACAAGUGAGGACUCGCUGAGCUCCGGCGAUGCCACAGUGAUGAUACUGUCCCCCGAGGAUGGCACCAACAGUCAGUUCUGUGAGAAAGAGAUGCAUUCAGUGGUGGAGCUCAUCCGCUACAUGCACACCUAUUGCCUUCCUCCAAGAAAGCUGUCCAUCAGAGACCCUGCAGAUGUGAAGCACCAGCACUGUAACAGCCCCUACAAGAAAGCAAAGCCAGACUGCCCUUUGCAGACAACUUCCCACUGCAGCCAGGAGAGCUGGACAACCUGCACCUGGGAAAUAGGCAGCUACCAGAAGCCCAGAACCUCCUCAUUCUCCAUCCUGAAGGAGCUACUGUCCAGGGACAUUACGUGUGAUGUGAGCAAGCCAUACAGGUUGGGCAAACCUGUGUAUGCCUCCUGGACCAGGCCCUCUGGCUCCAGGUCUCCAGGAGCUCCUGCUCAGGAAGCUGACACCUCUGUAGGGACUUGUAAGUCCAAAGUCAAAAUGCCACUGGAGAAGACAGAGCUAAGGCAAAGCCCCAGGGCUGAGCCUGAAGCCAAGAAAGAGACUGGCAGCCCAGAGGACGAGGCCAGGAAACAUGUAGUUCCUACAGCCCAGCCACUCCCAGGGAAAGCAGGCCGGAAGCAGGACAGUGCCAUUUAUGCGGUCCGGCGCUCCAAGAGACUCAACCCAGAGCUGGGCCACUGGCUUUCAUUUCUUGAUGAGCCUUCCCCAGAGCCUUCUGGCCCCAGAGAUGCAACAGAGAGCUGGGUGCAGGAUGCUUUUGCCUUGAGGGAGCCUACACUGUGCCCAGCAUUGGAGAACUUUGAUACGGAGGCACCAGCUGCAGAGGUGGAGGUGGGCAGCAUGGAGGAAGGGGACAAUACAACUGAGACCCACCGAAUGGAGCCCCCGAGGCCCCUGCUGGGGAGCCCAGAUGAGAAGGACAGGGGUGAGAUGGAUGGAAACCGGUCUUGCUCGCUCUUAGAUCAGACAGAAACACCCAGGUGUCUUGCGCUGUCCUUGACACAAACUGACACUACAUUUGGGAAGAGGAACUUUGAGCAAGUGCUAACUGUAGAGCUGUGUGGGACAGCAGGUCUCACACCGCCUACCACUCCGCCAUACAAGCCUGCUGAGGAGGACCUGUAUAAGCCAGACAUUCACCAUGGGCCAGAAAAGGAGAAAGCAGCCAUCCUCCCUCCCCUUCCGGGGCCAAGGACUGCCGCAGCAGACACAGCGACCUCCAGGAGACUCCUGAAGAAGCACCCAGAACAGACAGAGCUCUAUGCCCACCUGAGCCGCGCUGCUGUGUGUCCUCCUACCCUAGAGCAGCAGGGAGUGCUGAAACGCCCAUUUUCUCGCUCUUUCGGGGACCACGACUACUGCCAAGUAAUGAAACCAGAGGCUGUGCUCCAGUGGAAGGUGCUGAAGUCCUGGGAGCCCCUGAGCCACACAGCAAGUGAACACAAGCGAAGGGUGCCAGAUACACAUUACCAGGCACUUGUCCAGGGCAGCAAGGAGGAGAAUGGCCAGGCCUUGUGGAAGGAGGGUACUAAACAACUUAGAGACCAGGAGAUCAGAGCCAGCUUAACCAAGCACUUUGGCUUUCUGGACAGUGCCCUUGAGGAUGAGUAUCUGACCUGCAAGACCCUUGAUUAUGAUACCGUCUUCGAGGACAGCUGCAGUGAGAGCGGGUCCCCGGUAGAGGAGGAAGAGGAGGAUGAGGAGGAAGAGGAGGAGGAGGAGGAGCACUGGGAGAGUCCACUGGAAUCCAAGUUGUGUCUGCGGAGGAACCCACUUGCCAGGACCAGUAUACACCACUGUUCCCGGAGCAGAUCCAGUUCCGGGUCUUCGUGCUGCAGGUCCAGGUCUCCAGCAAACAGACGGGCCUUCAGAUGUGAAAAUGGUGAGCAAUGUCAAGGUGGAACUGCGAGCCGGAGCCAGAUGGAGAGGAAGAGAGAAAAGGCCAUUAAUGAAGGCCGGAUGGUGUACAUCAGAAACCUAUCCAGCAGCAUGAGCUCCAGCGAGCUGCGGAAACGCUUUGAGGUGUUUGGCGAGAUCAUUGAGUGUCAGGUCCUGACCAGGAAAAACAGGGGGGAUAAAUACGGCUUCAUCACCUACCGAUGUUCAGAAGAUGCCGCCUUAUCACUGAAGAAUGGUGCCUCACUGAGGAAAAGGAAUGAGCCAUCAUUCCAGCUGAGCUAUGGUAGUCUCAGGCAUUUCUUCUGGACCAGAUACACUGACUUGGAUUCCAAUGCGGAGGAGUCCUCCCUAGCUCCAGUGAAAAGCAAGUAUGAGACCAUGGAUUUUGACAGCCUGCUGCAGGAGGCCCAGCAAAGCCUGCAUCGAUAACAGCCUUAACCUUGGAGGAACACCUCAAUACCUC
Molecule: messenger RNA, 4039 nt
Organism: Alligator sinensis (Chinese alligator)
Lineage: Eukaryota; Metazoa; Chordata; Crocodylia; Alligatoridae
Gene: PPARGC1B
Product: PPARG coactivator 1 beta
Exons: 14
Coding region: 1237-4005 (922 amino acids)
Biological process (GO): positive regulation of transcription by RNA polymerase II
Cellular component (GO): nucleus
Molecular function (GO): RNA binding; transcription factor binding
Source: RefSeq, a predicted model, not a curated record